This is a messenger RNA of Klebsormidium nitens, 1702 nucleotides long. The record is from the annotation of a GenBank genome assembly. Lineage: Eukaryota; Viridiplantae; Streptophyta; Klebsormidiophyceae; Klebsormidiales; Klebsormidiaceae.
GCCAUUUGAAUCUGCCAUGGGGUCGCCAUGUUGCUGCACCAUCAUGGACAAUUCCACCAUUGCACGAGAGGAAAUGGAGGGGAGAAGGCGGCUCCAUCUUCUAGUCGUCCAAUUUUGAACAUUUGAAGACAUUCCUUCUCAUCAAUCUGCAAAAUUUUAUUGGAGUCUGUAAUGCCUCGGCAAGAGCGCAUUCUUUUGGAAUCCCCCAAAAGCAAGGCAAUCCAUGUCUUCAACACGCAUGCAGAUGACGUCAGGCAAGCCUCAGCAAAGCAAGGGUCCCGGGAGGGGCCCUGUGUCUCGCCUCUCUAGAUGGCUGCGGCCGCGCAGGACGACGCCGGUCACGUCCAACUCGCAAGAGUCUUCUGAGGACGAGGCUGGCUCAGAAGAAUGCAAGAAGGUCUCGGAAGAAACAAAAUUUAAGGCGAGUGCAGGGGAAAAUGAUGUCCACCAUAAGCGAAAGAAGGGGGCUGCGAAAGCACAACCAGCAGAGGGACCAGCUGAGCAGAGACGAGAGCAUUCCCCUGCUGAGAGAGUAAGUAGAGUAGAAGAUUCUCAGCGUGGCCAGACAACUGUCUCAGAGAUUCAAGAAGAAGGAUCGGGUGACAGGGACAUUGGUGAGGUCAGCGGCAGUCCCCCUUCGCUUUUGUUCAAAGGGAUGUCCCUGCCUGCUGGGUUUGGUCAGCGGCAGACCCAGGCCUGCGUUAGCACUAACCUAUACAGUUCGGGGGGCCUCCUGCAAACCAGAGCUAGCCGCGAGCUGUCAUUGCCAUCGCCCGGGGGUGCAAAUGACACAGCCUGGCUUGUUGCCAUUCUCCUCUGCACAGCCUUGCUCUGUCUCACGUUCGGGGGGGUGGUGGCAGUCUGCACCACAGCCCUCGUGGGCGUGCUUACCACCCCCCUCUUGGCUCCAUCAGUUUUCCGGAAGAAGCAGCGGAAGCCACCCCCCCUUGCGAUACAAGACCCCUCGAGUAAGAGCCCUGAAAUUCACCCCACCCCCCUCCAAAACAAGCCCCCACAGAGACCCCCUGCUUCUGAGCCCAUACCCUCAUUCCGCCCCCGGGGGACAACUCCCCUGGGCAGACGGACCCCCCGCCCAAGUUUUACGGCCUCUCGACAACCUACAAAAAGCACGGAGCCCCCUGUUUUUGACCUUGGUGAGCCGGCAGCGGUCAAAAACCGGAGUUCCAUGGGAUCGGUGGCGCGGUUUGGCACCACUUCAGUCCCUGCCUCGGGGCAAAAUACUCCUCAAGCCACCACUCCAUCCCCGCCGCCCCUCUCUCACCGGUCGCCAAACCCCCUCUCUAACCGGUCCCCUAACCCCCCCUCUAACUGCUCGGUCAUUUCCGAGCGAGAUUUUGUGGAUCUGGCGCCCGGAGUUGCUCCCAAGUGGCCGGCAGCGGCGGCCCUUGAGGAUGACGUAAGCAGUGCAGGGGAUCUGGAUGGUGAUGCGGCCGUCCGAAUAGCGGGCGUUUUGGUUGGGGUUCUUGCGUCCUUGUUGUGGAGUUGGACCGGUGCGAUGUUGGGGUCGGUGGUCGUAAUGUUGUUCUCAGUUGCACAUACUAGGAGUGUUGAGCACGGGGCUGAGCAAAUCAUCUCGGAACCGGCGGGUUUACUUGGCCCUGCAAGGGCUCAAAGUGCGCCAGCUGCCGAGUUGGGGCGGUUGAGUAGGUCCGUGCAACUUACGCCGCGAGGCAUUGACUGA